This is a messenger RNA of Sardina pilchardus (European sardine), 11459 nucleotides long. Its product is annotated as apolipoprotein B-100-like. Gene Ontology annotation, cellular component: very-low-density lipoprotein particle; low-density lipoprotein particle; mature chylomicron. The transcript is spliced from 28 exons. Gene Ontology annotation, molecular function: low-density lipoprotein particle receptor binding; cholesterol transfer activity. Gene Ontology annotation, biological process: triglyceride mobilization; lipoprotein transport; cholesterol homeostasis. Bases 34 to 11283 code for a protein of 3749 amino acids. Lineage: Eukaryota; Metazoa; Chordata; Actinopteri; Clupeiformes; Clupeidae. The record is from RefSeq and is a predicted model, not a curated record.
CACCCGAAAGGAAAGAGCUUCAACGAACCCACCAUGGGGGACACAAAGCUCUGCCUCGUACUUCUCCUCAGUGCUGUCGCAUUGGCCCACGCUGAUGACGAUGCAUCAUGCCUGAUGGCCAAGAGGUACAAGCCUUUCCACAAGUAUGAAUUCCUGUAUGAAGCCGAAUCCCUCAACUUCCUCAAUGGAGCCGUCAACGGCCCCAAGGGAAGCUGCAAGGUUGAGAUUGAUGUUCCCGGCCCCUGCCAAUACAUCGUCCGCACCACUGAGUGCACGCUCAGCGAGGUUGCUGACUUCGAUGCAGCUGGCGAGCCCGUCUUUGUCCCCGCAGCCACUACUGAUGCCUUCCAGGCUGCCAUGGAGAAGAACCCUCUGAAGGUCACUGUUGAAGGGGACAACAUCAUCAAGCUGUUCCCUGAAGACGAUGAGCCUAUCAACAUCCUCAACAUCAAGAGGGGAAUGAUCUCUGGCUUUGCUGUGCCUGUUCUGGAGGAAGAGAGGAACAAGAGAAUGCCCACCAUCUAUGGAUUGUGCAAGACUGACUACACCGUGAACGCCAGAGAGGACAUCGCCACAGACGUCACCCUCACCCGUGACCUGUCCAGAUGUGACCACUUCCACCCAGUCAGUGACUACACCAGCCCCCUGGCCCUCAUCACUGGCAUGCACUACCCUCUUGCCCAGCUGAUCAAGAGCACCCAGACCUGCAACUACAAGUUUGACAACGCAGAGCACCACCCAGUGUUCGGUGAAUGCCUUGAGAACCACAUCCUGGUGCCUUUCUCCCACAAGGGGAAAAAUGGAGUUACCAACGUGAGCAAGCAGAAGGCCACCCUCUUGGCCGUCUCUGAAUACAAUGAGAGAGUCUUCGACCCCGUUCUGGCCAAUGAGCAGACCCUGACCCCACACGCCAGUGUGGACAAGAGCCCAAUUCAGGACAAAGAUGCCGCUCUCGCUCUCCUGAGGGAACUGGCUGGCCUUUCCAAGACCGACGACGGACAAAAGAGAGCCCAUCUGGCCCACAGGAUCGUGAGCAUGGUCCGCAAGAUGUCCGCUGAGACCCUGGCCGCUGGCGUGCCCGAGGCCCUGGAAAUCUCUCGCUCCCUGACCUACCAGGCUCUGUUCCAGUGCGGCACCCCCGAGUGCAGCAGUGCCAUCAUGCAGAUCCUCAGGACCUUCGACAGCUCUUCUAUGGAGAUUGACGCCACAGUCUACGCCAUGGGGCUGAUGCCCAACCCCACUCGCCAGCUCGUCCAUGACAUGCUGGAAAUGGCCAAGUUCAAGCAGAGCAAACCCAUCUUCUAUGGUGCCAGCAAUGCUGUCAAGAAACUGUACCAGGCUGAGGGCAAGGUCACUCCUGAGAUUGAGGCUGUUGCCAACUUUGCCUUGGAGCAGAUUGGAGACUGCACUGGUGACCAGGAGCACAUUUUCAUGUCCCUGAAGGUUAUUGGUAACAUGGCCGCUGCUAUGGGAGCUGCCAGCCCUGCCCUCAAAUCUGCUGUUGUCCAGUGUGUCAACCAGCCCGCUGCUUCCCCAGAAGUUCAGCUUGCUGCCAUCCAGGCCUACAGACAGACCGCUCUCCCUGAGGAGGGCAGACAGGUGCUCAUGCAGGUCCUUUUGGACGGUGCUGCCCCACUUCAGAAGCGUGUUGCCGCCUACCUGGUGCUGAUGAAGGACCCUCAGCCCUCUGAACUCUCUCAGCUGGCUGCUGCCCUGCCAAUUGAGGAGAACCAACAGGCCAAGAGCUUUGUCAUCUCUCAUGUCACCAACAUCCUGAGCUCCACAGCACCUGAGACCCAGGAGCUGAGGCAGAAGAUUCUUGAUGCUCUUCAGGGCAAUGAGGUUGGAACUGUCAUGGACCCAACCAAAUUCUCCCGCAACUACAAGGUCGGAUCCCUGGAGGGAAAUAUGAUCUUCGAUGGAGCUAGCUACUUGCCCAAGGAAGUUGUGCUGGAUAUGGCCCUGAAUGCCUUUGGCUAUGAUGUGGACAUGAUUGAGGUUGGCAUGGAAGGCAAGGGACUUGAGCCAACUGUUGAAGCCCUGUUUGGUGCCAAUGGAUUCUUCCCUGACACUGUGAUGAAGACCAUCUACUAUGCUGCUGAUAGGAUGCCUGGCCAUUUCAGCCAGACUCUGAAGAACAUCCUUCCUUCCCUGAGGAACGAUAGGAAGAAGAGACAGUCUUCCCAGAAUCUCCUGAGAGAGCUUAGCCGCAAUGUCAACAAACUGUUCAGAGACCUGAAGGCUCAGGAUGCCCCUGAGGCCAUGGUCUACCUGAGACUGCUGGGAAUGGAACUUGGCUACCUCAAGACCAAGGACAUGGAAGAGAUGGCAUACUCUGCUGCAAUGAUGAUUGACAACCUCCUGAAGAUGUUCCCCACUGAUUUCAUCAAGGGACUGCUGACCAGUGCUGACAAUGAGCUGUUUGCCCACUACAUCUUCAUGGACAAUGAGUUCUACCUGCCAACCGGCCCUGGUGUUCCUCUGAGGGUUGCCCUGUCUGGUACCUUCACCCCUGGAAUCAAGGGAGGAGUGCACCUUUCUUCUGACAUGAGUGAGGUAGCCUUCAUGCCAUCCGCUGGCAUUGAGUUUGUGACUGAGGUUGGAGCCCACUUCCCUGACUUUGUUCAGUCUGGUCUGGAGAUGCACACCAGCAUUUACCACGAGAGUGGCCUGAAAGCCAAGGUCUCUGUGUCCAACAACAACAUCAAGCUGACCAUCCCUGCCCCUCAGGGCCCAGCCAAGCUCGUCAGCCUCACCAACUCCCUGGUGUCUGUGCAUGGUGCUGAGAUCAAGACCAUCCCAACCACGGGAGAGAGAGUUGAUGUGACAGAGUGCACACCAGUCUUUGCUGGCGUGAAAUACUGCACAGCUCUGCAGUACUCUGAUGCCAUGAACACCGAUGAGUCUCCCUAUUUCCCCUUCACCGGAGACAGCAAGCUUGCCAUUGAGCUGCAUCCUACUGGUGAAGUCUCAGAAUAUGUUGCCAACAUUGACCAUUCCUAUGAGGACAAGACUGACAAAGUGACUUUGACUCUGAAGGCUGAAGGAGCAGCAGCUGAGGCCACAGCAACUGUGAAGUUCAACAGGCAGCAGUACACCGUUGAAGCUGAUCUGCAGGUCCCUGAUUAUGACUUGGAGGUUGGACUCAGGCUUGGCUCUGUUGACCCCAACACCAAGGGCAAGGCCACUCACUCUGUCCAGAUUGAUCUCGUCAACAAGAACAUUCCUCAGGCCUCUCUGGUUGCCCUGGCCAAAAUUGAGGGAAUGAAGGACGCCACUUUGGACCUUCAGCUCCUUGUGCCUGUACUGAAGGCUGAUGCCAAGGUCUCUGCACACCUCCACCGUGCUGAGGGCCUGACCCUGGAACUGGAAACUGAUGUUAAGCUGCCAGAGACUUCCUCUGCCCAGAAGAUUGUUCUGAAAUACGAUGCUGACAAACUGGAAGCUGAGAUUAAAUCUGAUGUGAGCUCUGAGAUCCAGAACAUCAUCCCCCACAUUGAUGAAGUCAAGGCCUCUGUGAAUGGUCUUCUUGCAGCCCAGAUUGGUCAGUCUGGCAUGACCUUCGGUGAUGUCCUCGCUAAAUCUGUUGAGACUACCAAUGCCUAUCUGGAGAAGCUGGAGGCUGAGCUUCCUUAUGUGCAGAACGUGAGGCUUCCCUCUCUUCCUGAGCUUUCUCUGCCCGAGAGGCUGUACCUGAAUGCUGAGGCUGAUGCCAAAUACCACUUUGGCAAGCACUACUACACCAUUGCCAUUCCUCUGCCUCUUGGAGGAAAAUCCUCUGGAGACCUGAACUUCCCUGCUGCUCUCACCACUCCUCACUUGACUGUGCCACAGCUGGGUCUGGAGGUUGCCUCCAUUGACAUUCCUCUCCCCGAGGUCUUCGUUCCAGAGCACGUGUCAGUGUCUGUACCUGUCCUCGGAAAGGCUGAAGUGUCCGCCAAGGUUCACAGCAACUUGUACAACCUGGAGGCUGAUGUUUCUGCUGGUAGAGAUCCAGUUGACCACCCCAGCUAUUCUGCUAAUGUGGCAGUUACUGGUAGCUGCCCUGUAGAUAUCUUCUGCUUCAAGGCUGAAGCAUCUGCGCUGCUUGCUGGCACACCUGAUGAUUCCCUCAAGGCUGAAGUGAAGACACAUGUGCACCACAAGCUCAUUGAUGCCAGCGUUAGUGUUGUGGAGGUAGCAACUAUUGCUGACAAGUUCAACCUGAAAUCCAACAGCAAGAUUGAAGCAACCAGCCCUCUUGGAGUCCAGGUGUCUCUGGAGUAUCACGGUGAUGCUGGUCUGAACACAGAAGAGAUCUCUGGAAAUGGAAACCUGGCAGCAUCUCUCAGGGCUGGCCCUGUUUAUGGUGAUGCCUCCAUCUCCCAGACGAUCGAAUUCUUCCCAUUCAAGCCAGAGGCCAAGAUUGAUUCCUCACUGAAGAUCGAUUCCACCCUUGCCAAGGCCCAGAACACAUUUGUUGCUGUCUUUGCCAAUGGUGAGCUGUCUGCCACAUCCAACACAGCUGCAUUUGAUGACACCCUGCUGCACCAUGCUGAAGUGACCAUCAAGGAUUCCACACUGGCUGUGAAGUCUGAUACCAAGGCAGAUGCCCUCGGCCUGAAGAUUCAGAAUGUGGCUGAAGCCUCUGCAGGUGCUGGAGUUGUUAACAUCAAGAUGGAAACAAGUGCUGACCACGCAGAAGACCGCAUCCAUUCCCUUGUGACUGCCGUCCUGGAUGUCAACGGACUGGCUGUGAACAGUGAUGCUGAUGUUAAGCUUGCCGACAACACUGCCACUCAUAAAGCAUCUUUGACACUGAACAAGGAUGGCCUGAACACCAAUGGAGCCACAUCUCUGCAGAGCCCUCUGAAGCUGGAGAACACCUUCAGCGGUACCGUGGAUGCAUCCAAGGUUGACCUCAACAUUGACAUCAAGGGUGAAUUUGCUGACAUGAAGGUUGCAAAUGCCAUGUCUCUGACUGGAACCCCUGCUUCUAUUGCUUUCAAAACCAAUGCGGAAGCAUUUGUCAUUGAGGGAACCUCUUACACCCAUUCCAUUGUCCUGGAUGUGCACGACUACACUGCAUCUUUGAACAUCAACAAUGACCUGAAGGUCCUGCAUGCCAACCUGGAGAAUCACGCUGAGCUUAAGGCAGAGGCCUACAAGGCUGACCUGACCGGAAGCCUGAAGGCAGCCUAUGGUGAACAGGAGCUCAAGCACACUUAUGAAGUCAAGUAUGCUGACCUGACUGCCAAUGCCAAGUGCAGCACAACUGGUAUGCUUCUGGGCUCUCACCUGAGCCAGAACACCGAGGUAUUUGUUCCUGGACUUGCUAUUAAAAUCACCAAUGAUGCCCGCUUCAACUCUCCAGUUCUCCGUUUUGAUACCACCACCCGUGCCACAGCUGUCCCCUUCAGCUUCAACCUUGAUGCUAUUGCCAAUGCUGACGCUGACCUGACCAUGCAUGGAAAGCACACUGCUCAAGUUUACACCAAGUUCCUCAUGAAGGCAGAGCCACUGGCAUUUGCACACUCUCAUGAAUGCAGAGUCUCUACCUCCCAAAAUCUUGACAAUGGUGUUUCCAUUGAAACUGUGCUUGACAACAAGAUUGAAACCCUCCUGACUCCCUCCGACCAGAAGGCUCAUGUGACACUGAAGACCAAAUUCAACAACCAUGCAGUCAAUGAGGAGGUCAGUGUUUACAACAACCCAGAGAGGCUUGGACUGGAAGUGUCAGGAGCCAUCCUGACCAGUCUGCUCAACACAGCUGACAGUGAGAACCAAGAGUUUGCUGUUUCUGGAUUCCUGAAGUACGACAAGAGCACUUCUAGCCACGUCAUCCACCUGCCUUUUGUUGAGAGUGUACCAGCUCUCCUUGAAGAUCUGAAAAUUACCAUUGUGAGCAUUGCAGAGGCCCUGCAGACUAUCAUCACCAGGGAGGACCUCGUUAACAAGUUGGAGAGUAUCCCCCAGCACAUCAGCGACUUUGUGAAGGAACUGAAUGUGGAGGGAAGAGCAAUCCAGCUCAAACAGGACCUGCUGUCCCUUUCCAGAGACUAUGCCAUCACUCUUGAAGACCUGGAGGCUACAUUGAUGAACCUGAGGGCUGCACUUGAGAAGCUUCUGACUGACCUGGCUGCCCGUAUCAACGAUACCGUGAGAGUGACCAAAGAGCUGAUUACCAGUGGAGCACUGUCUGAAGCUGUUGUCAAGAGGCUGACUGAGGAGCUCAAUGCACUGAAUGAGGAAUAUGACUUCAAUGCCAUGCUUGUUGCAGUUAUUGAGCUUGUUGAAGAUCUGAUUAAGCAGAUUGAUCUGAUGAAGCUGAAGGACAGCAGCAUUGCUCUCUUGCACGACCUGGAUGCCCAGUAUGCCAUCAAAGCAAAACUUGAGGAAAGAGUGGGUGAACUGAAACAAAUGAUUUCCAGCUUCAGCUUGGCUCAGUUUGCUGAGGAUCUGAAAAACCUGAUUCUCUCCAUUGACAUUGAAGCUCUGACCAAUCAGCUUGUGGCUCAAAUUCCAACAGAACAAAUUAACAAGAUUGUAGACACAGUGAAAUCUCUGGUGACAGAAUUGGACAUCAUUGGUAAGCUGAAUGCAUGCUAUGCUAAUGUGAAAACUGCACUUGUUAAAUAUGAACUUGACAAGAGAAUUGAAGCCAUCCUGGAGAAGGUUGUUGAGCUCAUCCAGAAAUUCAAAAUUGAUGAGACCAUACAGGUUGUUGCUGACACUUUGAAGGCCAUCCACAUCCCUGUUGCACUGGAAGAUGCUAUCAACUACCUGAAGGCCACAGAGAUCAAGCAGGCUAUUGAGCACUUGAAUGAAUACCUUGAUGCUUUUGUGCAAAGUGUUAAGUCAUUUGACUACAAUGCCUUUGUAGAUCAUGCCAAUGAGAAAAUUGCUGCUUACACUGGCGAGCUGAACACACUCAUUGCUUCUCUUGAGAUUCCACAGAAGGUUGAGGCAGCCAGAGAAUUUGUCAACUAUGCUCUGUCCACAUUGAGUGGCCUCCUGGAAGAACUCAGAGGCAUCAAGGCAGCUGAUGUAGUCAAAUCUGUAAAGGACAUCAUUGAUACCGUGGCUCUGAAUGAACUCAGGGCACUGGUGGCCAAACUCCCAGAGGUUGACCUCAGAGCUGAAAUUGAGCAUUACCUGCAAGUAGUGAGCAAUGUGUACACCAAGGUCAUGGACAUUGUCAUUGAAACCUUCGGUGGAGUUGUUGAUGCAAUCCAGACAUUGGCUGCUGAUCAGGCCAUUAUUGGCCAACUUAAGCAGGUCGUUGAAGGAGUCGCAACUGGACUGAAGGCCAGCCUGGCUCACCUUCAAGACAUUCUCCCAACACAGAUUGAUCUGCCCGAGUUCACCAUUCUGGGCUUCCAUACUGUGCCAGCCAUGACCAUCACUUAUGAUGAUAUCAAGCAGAAGGUUAUACAGCUCAUUGACUUCAUUGUCAACUAUGAAAUCACCUUUGUGGAUGUGGAUGCUUUCUUUGGAGAGCUCUCCAUGAACUACCUGCCUGACCUGUCUGCUAUUUCACUGCCAGAGAUCAGCCUUCCACAGAUCUCUUUCCCUGCCUUCCCCAAGGUCAAUCCCGAGGAUCUGAUUGACAUUCCUUUGACCAUCCCUGAGAUUAAGCUCCCUCACAUUCCCACUGAGCUGAUGGUGCCAGCUUUUGGAAAGCUCUAUGGUGAAAUCAAAGUGAACACUCCCAUCUACAGCCUCCGAUCUGCUGCUGAAUUCCAAAAUGCUGAAGAAAGCCAGUAUACAGCCUCUCUGACUGCCCAAGGAUCUUCCUCCGUUUUGGGCGGACUGGAUUGCAACCUGGAUUCCAGUGCUAGAGUGAGCUUCCCAGAGAUGAACCAGAUCGUUGUCGCAGAAACCCUGAAGUUCACUUCUUCAAUCCUUGCUGUUGACCAUGAGGCAACAGUGAGCCUCCCACCCCAGGGCACUGCUAAGACCACGGUGAAGAUAACCACAUCUCCCAUCACAGCUGAGUUGGUCAACAAUGCAGUUAUUGAUGGUUUGUCUUUGGCUCUCGACACAACCUACCACCACCAGAUCAACAUUGCCCUGGUCUCAUACACCAGUGAAAGCCAUCUGUCUCAAAAGGCAGCUGCUCGUCUGGAAGGUCAGACCAUCACCCUGACCAUUGGACAUGAGGGAACUACCAAGUUUGGCCUGCCUGACUACUCUGAUGAGGGAACACUCAAGAGUGACCUGCACUAUACCAUGGACCUCAGCACUGCCAAGUUGACAUACACUGGUGACAUCAAUAGUGCCACUCUCAAGAUGAAGCAGGUGUUGAAUGCUGAUGCUGUUGUCCUCAGCUACCUGAACUUUGAUGCCCGUGUUGAAGCCGAGUCUCCAAUCAUCAAGAACAGCCUGCUCACCGCCUCUGGAAAGGCUAACCUGGGUGACUUGAAGGUUGAAAUCAAGGCCAAUCAUGACACAGAACUUGCUGGUGCUCUCAGUGGAACCCUGUCCAACUCCAUCCAUGCUAUGGUUAAGCCCGUUGAGGUUGUGCUCGACUUCCAGAACAAGGGUAAUGCCAAGGCCAGCCUGGCUGAGACACUAUCAGCUAAACUUGAUCUCCAGAAUGACUACUCUGUCACCCUGAAUUAUGAUCAUCAGCACAUUAACACCCUGGCCCUUGUCAAGCUUAACCAGUACAAGAUGGGUUACAACGUAACUGUUGAAAACAACCAGGCAGAAACUGGAGUCUAUGCUUCUGUUGAUGCUGAAGCCAACCUUGACUUCUUGACUGUGCCUAUUAGCAUUCCUGAGCUUGCUGUCCCAAUCAUUGAUUUCAAGACCCCAGCCAUCAAUGAGAUCAAUCUGUAUGAGCACACUGGUCUGAAGCACCUGCUGACUUCCACCGAGCAGACAGUUGAUGUGGAUGCCAAGAUUGUGUACAAGAAGAGCAGGUUUGCUCCCCUUAUGGAUCUGGGCCUGAUUCACGUUCCUGCCAUUGGCAGCCUGGUCUCUGAAGCCUCUAUCAAGUCCUCCAUCGUCAACCUGAAUGUCAAUGCUGAGGUGUCUGCUGAGGAUGACGUUGUUAUCCGCAUCGGUGCCAUCUCUGCAUCUGUCUUUGAGGGUCUGAAGGCCAAGAUUGACGGCACCAGCAGCCUUACCACCAAGAGAGGUGUGAAACUGGCCACAACCCUUUCCCUGGAGAAUGCUCACGUUCAGGCUACCCAUGACAGUACUCUGAACCUGAACACUGAAGAGCUGGAAGCUUCCCUUUCUGCUACAACUGAUGCAAAGGUGAAUCUGCCCAUCCUCACUGCUGAGGCCAACCACCUCCUGACAGCUGACACAAAGGAACAUCCCCAAGCAGCCUCUACUCUCAAGAUCAAGUAUACCUUGGACAUCCCAGUCAUCAAGGCUGUUGGUUCCGGAGAUGCUGAGAACAGCCUGAAACUUGAGGCUGGUCUCUACUUCCUGUCUGUGGAAUCAUCCACAAAGGGGCACAUUGAUGGAACCAUCCUGGACACUGGUCUUGUAAAGGGAGCCCUGGACAACACCGCUAAUGCUUACCUGAACGAGAAUGGUCUUCGCUCAACUCUGAAGAGCAAUGGCAAUGCACACAUCAGCCAUGGAGACCUGAAGGUUGAGCUUGAUUUGGAUGAAGACAUUGCUCUUGAAGCAGGCCUGAGCCGCGUGUAUUCAACUGUGAAAAUUGACUCCAACAACGAAAUCAAUGUGGCUGCCCUGAACACCAAGGGAAAGCACUCUGCCAAGGCCACCAUUGACCUCUCUCCCCUGAGCUCUCUGGCUGCUGAUGUGGAAGUUGAUCUUGCUCAGCCAAGCACCCUGGGUGAACUCAGCAUCUAUGACAAGACUGUUCUUGAACUGACCGCUGGAAAACAGAAGGCUGCCAUCAAUGCCAAGAUUGUCACCCCUGUGUACACCACCACUGCUGCUGCUGAAGUAGAGGCUGAAAUCCCUAAUGCCAAGGGAGCCUUCAAAAUCUCUGCAACAUCCCCAGUUGAGUUCCUGGUCUACGACUUCGAUAGCUCCAUUGCAUCUGCUGUGGAGAGCUCUGCUCUGAGUCUGACUGGCAAGGCUGUCCUCACACAUGCUGACCUGACUGUUGAUAUUCAGAAUAUCCUUACUGCAGCCAUGUCUGAUGAUGGCGCCUUCCGCCACUCUGUCAAUGUGGACAUCAGCAGCCCCACCUUCACUGAUGUGAACUUCCGCUAUUCAGCCCGCAAGGAUGGUGCCAGUGCUUCCAUCUCCACUCCAUCCACUGGCUUCCUCGGACUUCAGCUCCAGGGCAGGGUCCCAUCCCAGCUGUACGCUAGACUGUACAGUCGCUAUGCUUCCGCCCCCGAGAGUGAUGUGGAGAUUCUUACCAUCAGAGCUGCUGCCAAGGAUGGAGACAAGCUGCACCUGCAGGCUGCCUACAACCUGGAUGCCCCCAAGGACAUCAUUUCUGGUCUGGAGGAGAGAGUUCCUGCCAUCACCUCAACCCUGAUCAGCUUCUUGGAGAAGUACGGCAUCGUCAGCACUCUUGAGAGCGUGAAGAACACACUGGUGACCGUAGUCACUGAGGCCUACAACACUGCCAAGAGCCACGCCCCCGAGAUGAGCCAGCUGUCUGUCCUCUUCAGGGAUGUCGUUGUUCAGUACCAGAAGACCGUUCAGAUCCUGCUUGAUGCCGCCAUCAAGUUCCUGAGGGAGACCCAGAUCGAGCUUCCAGGAAUGGAGAAGGCUACUCUCCCUGAAAUUGUGCAUAAGAUCACAGUCAACGUUGGCACAGUACUUGAGCAGCUUCUGCAGGUGAUCACUGAUAACCUGUAUGCCUACCUCACACCAGUUGUUGACACCAUCAGCGCAAUCCAGGUGACCAUGCCCUCUGGUGAGGUCCUGACUGGAAGCCAGAUUCUGGACCAGGUGAAGGCCGUCUUGACAAAGGUUGUGGAGAUGGUGAAGAAUCUGGAGAGCCUUGACCACAUCCUGGAGAAGGUGGGACAGACCCUCCAAGACGUUGUUGAGAAGGCCCAGGGCUUUGUUGACAGCUUGCACUCUGACAUCCUCGACAUCGUCUCUGUGAACUUCAACAUCCUCUACCACAACUAUCUUGCUGUGCUGAAGACCGUGACAGAGCAUGUCGACUCCCUGCUGAAUGUGCAGGAGGUUAACGACACCAUCAAGCACGCUCUGGAGUUCGUCAGGUCUGUGGUGGAUCAGAUCCUCACCCGUGUCGCUGCCAUCCUGCCCCACGGUGUGGAAAAUGUUUACCUGAGAGUAAGCGAUGGAAAGCUGGAGGUUGAGCUUCCAUUUGCUCUCCACCAGUAAGAUGCUGUGCAAGUAGAAACCAAAGCUACAAUAAUUCUCCGUAGGAGAAUAAAUUGACACUUCAACAUUCUAGAGGGGUGAUAACCUCCUUAUAUUUAUGUCAGCUAAGCAACAUCUUUGAUAUUGUUUUAAGUUACCAUCAUUUCCUUUGGUGACCACUGUUAUUUUCUUUUGAG